Molecule: messenger RNA, 465 nt
Organism: Drosophila serrata
Lineage: Eukaryota; Metazoa; Arthropoda; Insecta; Diptera; Drosophilidae
Gene: mRpL42
Product: mitochondrial ribosomal protein L42
Cellular component (GO): mitochondrial large ribosomal subunit
Source: RefSeq, a predicted model, not a curated record
UUUGUGCGGCGUAACAAAAAAAAAAAAGAAAUGUCCGCGGCACGUUUGUACACAGGUUUUCGGUUAUUUUCCUCGAAUCCCGUUGGCGGCCAGCGCCUGGUCGAGGCCGUAGCGGUGACCAAGAACGGCCGCACCAUUGUGGCCUGGCAUCCGGAGCAGUCCUUCCCCUACGAGAACACCCAGCCGCUGCCCAAGAUUGUCGAGGCACAGAGCUCAUCGGUGGUCAAGGAGACGGCGCUGAACUCGGCAAUGCGGGCAUUCAAGAGCAAACAUCCGGAGGUGGCACGCCAGGAGCUCAUGAAGCUGACGCACACCACCAAGCACCGAUGGUUUCCGCGUGCCCGCGACAACAAGGCGAAGAAGACGCCGAUGGACCGGCCGUACCUGUAAACACCAACCAUUUACCGCAGCUUCACCAUGUGCAUUGCAUAAUGUCCAAAAUAAAUUCGUUUACGUUUAAUCCAA